CGAAGCCCCUCCCCCCUCCAUCCCAGAUCCGGACACUCCCCCGGAACCCUAGCCGCCGCACGCGACCCCAUGGCGCCGCCGAGCUCGCCGCCCUCGGCCGCCGCGCCCGCGCGGUCCUCCUCGCGCAAGCGCUCCGCCUCCGCCAAGGCCGCCGCGCCCGAGGAGGCCACGGUCACCAAGCGCCCGCGCAAGGGCACCACGUCCGGCAAGAAGAAGCCGGCGGGCAAGAAGAAGCAGCAGAAGGCGACCAAGGCGCCGCGGGAGAAGAAGGCGAAGGCGGAGGAGAGGCCGGCGCCGGAGGACGAGGUGUGCGCGGAGGAGCCCGACGAGGAGGAGCUGGCCCUCGGGGAGGAGGACGAGUCCUCCGCCUCCGGCGAGCAGGAGGGGCAGGCGGCGGCCAAGAGGCGCGUGGCGCAGCCGUCCAAGAAGGCCCGGAACGUCGCCGCCGGCGACAAGGAGCCCGAGUUCCUCGGCGAGCCCGUCCCCGCCGACGAGGCCCGCGCCAAGUGGCCCCAGCGCUACCAGCGCGGCGCUCCCAAGAGGCCGGAGGAUGAGGAGGACAUGAAGGCGCGCGUCCACUACCGCUCUGCCAUGGUCGACGGCGUGGUCUACGCGCUGGGCGACGACGUCUACGUCAUGGCUGGGGAAAACGAGGCUGAUUACAUUGGCCGAAUAACUGAGUUCUUUGAGGGUGUUGACAAGACCAGCUACUUCACCUGCCGUUGGUACUUCCGUCCAGAGGACACGGUCAUAUCUAGAGCCAAAUUUGUCAAUGAUCACACACAUGACCCAAAGCGUGUCUUUCUCUCCGAGGAAAAGAAUGAUAAUCCACUUGACUGCAUCAUAUCGAAGGUCAAGAUAAUCCAUGUUGAUCCCAAUAUGGACCCUGCAGCCAAGGCCAAACUGGUGGCUCGCACUGACUUAUACUAUGACAUGUCAUAUACUGUUGCUUAUUCUACAUUUGCUAACAUCCCAUCAGACACCACAGAGAAUUCUGGUAUUUCUACUGAUGCUGAUUCAGAGAAUGGGGCCCCAGUAAAAACGGCAUCCCUCCUUGACCUGUAUUCUGGUUGUGGUGGGAUGUCAACAGGGCUGUGCUUGGGUUCAGCGCUUGCUGGCCUCAAACUUGAAACAAAAUGGGCUGUUGACCUGAACAGCUUUGCAUGCAAGAGCCUUAAAUAUAACCAUCCCAAAACAGAGGUUCGAAAUGAAAAAGCCGAGGAUUUUCUUGCACUUCUUAAGGAAUGGGCGAUUCUAUGUGACAAAUAUGUCCAUAGCAAUGAUUCUGAUGUGGCAGAACCUGUAGAGGAAGAGGAAGAUGAUGAGCCUCUUGGAAAGGACGAGUUUGUGGUUGAAAAGCUACUUGAGAUCUGCUAUGGUGGCACUGGGAGGAAAAAUGGAAUCCAUUUUAAGGUUCAAUGGAAAGGAUAUGGCCCAGAAGAGGAUACCUGGGAGCCCAUAGAAAACCUGAGUGACUGCCCAUUGAAAAUUAAAGAGUUUGUGCAAGAAGGGUACAGGCGAAACAUUCUACCCCAGCCUGGUCAGGUUGAUGUUAUUUGUGGUGGCCCGCCCUGCCAAGGGAUAAGUGGGUUCAACCGAUUUAGAAACCGUGAUAACCCUUUAGAAGAUGAGAAAAAUCAACAAAUGGUUACCUACAUGGACAUUGUCUCUUAUCUGCAACCAAAGUUCGUCCUGAUGGAGAAUGUGGUGGACAUUCUGAAAUUUGCUGAUGGCUAUCUUGGAAGAUAUGCAUUGAGCCGUCUUGUAUCUCUGAACUACCAAGCCCGCCUUGGAAUGAUGGUAGCUGGUUGCUACGGGCUUCCUCAGUUCAGAAUGCGUGUGUUCCUUUGGGGAGCUCUCCCUACCAUGGUCCUCCCAAAGUAUCCUCUCCCUACUCAUGAUGUAGUUGUACGUGGUGGUGCUCCAAAUGCUUUCUCGCAAAGCAUUGUUGCAUAUGAUGAGACGCAAAGACCGACCUUGAAGAAAGCUCUCCUUCUUGGUGAUGCCAUUUCAGAUUUGCCCAAGGUAGACAACUAUCAACCUCAUGAGGUAAUUGAAUAUGGUGGUCAACCCAAGACUGACUUCCAGCGCUACAUACGACUUAGUCGUAAAGAUAUGUUGGACUAUUCAUUUGGUGAUGCCACUUGUCCUGAAGAAGGAAAGCUCUUGGACCACCAGCCUUUGAGGCUAAACCAAGAUGACUAUGACCGUGUCCAGCAGAUUCCGAUAAAGAAGGGAGCGAAUUUCCGUGACUUGCCAGGAGUCAAGGUCGGAGCGAAUAACAUUGUGGAGUGGGAUCCAGAAGUUGAGCGUGUCUACCUCAAGUCCGGCAAACCUUUGGUUCCUGACUAUGCAAUGUCCUUCAUCAAGGGCAGAUCACCAAAGCCGUUUGGUCGGUUGUGGUGGGAUGAGACAGUUCCCACGGUCGUGACCAGAGCAGAGCCGCAUAACCAGGUCAGUUUUGGCACAACUUCCAACGCUGUCUGCAAUCAGUUUUGUGCUUGUUGCUUAGUUUGUUUGUGCUGCCUGCAGAUCAUACUGCACCCGAAUCAGGGACGCGUUUUGACUGUCCGUGAGAACGCAAGGCUGCAGGGUUUCCCCGAUUACUACCGGAUGUACGGUCCCAUGAAGGAGAAGUACAUCCAAGUGGGAAACGCGGUGGCUGUCCCUGUUGCGCGGGCACUGGGCUACUCUUUGGGCCGAGCGUACCAGGGCGAGGUGGAUGCGGGGUAUGAUGCGCUGUUUGUUCUUCCUGACAGCUUCACCAACAUCGGACAGACCGGUGCGAGGGCAAGGGCCUCCUCCGUUGGCACCCCUGCAGGCGAGGUUGUCGAGCAGUAGAACAGAGCCUAUCUGUUGUGUUAUGUGGGGUGGGGGUUCGAGUCUAGUCCAUUUGUCGCGGGAACUAAAUUGCUGCAGCAUGUAAGGAUUGCUCGAGUUGUUACCGUUUGUCGCUGGUUGAACUUGUGAUCGUUGAGAUCCUUGGUCUUAGAUGAAGAAACUAGUAGUAUGUUGUUCCAUUGUUGCUACCCAUUGACAAUUAUUAUUGUCUGUUGCUCCAUCACUGGAAUUGGUCUGGUGUAUGUGAGAUUUGUUCUA
Messenger RNA from Aegilops tauschii subsp. strangulata, 3099 nucleotides. The record is from RefSeq and is a predicted model, not a curated record. NCBI's taxonomy places the organism in Eukaryota, Viridiplantae, Streptophyta, Magnoliopsida, Poales, Poaceae.